Molecule: messenger RNA, 921 nt
Organism: Schistocerca piceifrons (Central American locust)
Lineage: Eukaryota; Metazoa; Arthropoda; Insecta; Orthoptera; Acrididae
Product: myrosinase 1-like
Exons: 7
Coding region: 1-921 (306 amino acids)
Biological process (GO): carbohydrate metabolic process
Molecular function (GO): beta-glucosidase activity
Source: RefSeq, a predicted model, not a curated record
AUGUUCUGCAACGGUUACUCGUCCACCACAGGUUUCGCCCCUGGAGCCAACGCUUCGGGCAUCGCUCACUACCUGAUGGCCCAGACGGUCCUGCUGGCGCAUGCGCGCGUCUACCGGCUCUACGACCAGCACUUCCGCCUCAAGCAGAGGGGCAGGGUCGGCAUCACGCUGGACGGGGCCUGGUACGAGCCACUGACCAAUAGUAAGGAAGACGCUGAUGCUUCGGAGCGCCAGCUGCAAUUCGAGGUGGGCCUGUGGGCGAACCCCAUCUUCUCGUCCCAGGGAAACUUCCCCAAGGUGGUGCGCCAGCGCGUGGCAGCCAACAGCAAGCAGGAGGGGCGAGCCAAGUCACGACUACCUACGCUCUCCCCGUCCGAGAUUCACCUCAUCAAGGGCACGGCUGACUUCUUCGGUCUGAACCAUUACUUUUCAUCUUUUAUAACUUCCGGGAGUAGUCGCCAGGAGCCUUCGAAGUUGCACGACGCUGGUGUCGUCACAUCCACCAUUCCAGGCUACUGGAUCACGGACGUUCCAUGGGGACUCCGGAAGCUCCUCAACCGGGUGCGCGACUCCUACCCCGGUUACCCCAUCUUCGUCACGGAGAACGGCUGGGUGGACCCUCCUGGCAUACUCAAUGACACGGGCCGCAUCCACUAUCUCAGGGGCUACGUCUCAGCUAUCUUGCGAGCCAUCAAUGAAGACGGCGUGCCAACGAUCGGUUACACGAGCUGGAGUCUAAUCGACAACCUGGAGUGGAUGGACUGGUACACAAUGAAGUUCGGACUGUACUCUGUGGACUAUGAUGACCCUGAACGACCGAGGACGCCAAAGGCUUCGGUGGCCGUCCUGGCAGACAUUUACAAGAACAAGGCGGUGCCGUGGAAGGACUUCGAGAAUGCCAACACCACGCCACCUUCUUAG